UAUAAACGUGCCGGGACUGAAGGGGAAAAGCGAGCAAACCUGAGGAAGAUCCGCUCAGUUCCGCGAUGAUCCGAUUAAAAACCGAUUUGUUGAUGAACUAGAGGAGAGGAGCGGUUAGGAUUUACCAGGAAUUAAAGGAAUUCUAGUUUAAAUUAAACGUUUAAGUUCGGGUUGGUCCGGAGUGAGCUGAUGUUUCUGUGUGGAAGCAGCUGAGGUGAAAAUGCUGCUCAGCUUUAUCAAACUAAAUCGUUCAUUUUAACAGUUCUGAGGGACUCGAAUCGUCGAGCUCUAUCACAUUUAAUCUUCAGGUCGUUUUGUUUACAGUCGGGCCGUGUCCGGAUCAUGAAGGGUCUGGUGCCGACGCUGCGCGGGUGCCUGAGGCCCAAUGUGUACCCGCAGGUUCCAGACGGCGGGUGGGGCUGGCUCGUCGCCGUGGCCUUCUUCUUCGUGGAGGUCUUCACCUACGGCAUCAUCAAGGUCUUCGGCAUCUUCCUGCAGGACCUCACCAACCACUUCGGAGAGACCAACAGCAGAGUGUCCUGGAUCGUCUCCAUCUGCGUGUUCGUCAUGACCUUCACAGCUCCUCUGUCCUCAGUGCUGAGUAACCGGUUUGGAUUCCGUCCGGUGGUGAUGUUGGGGGGGUUCCUGAUCAGCCUGGGUACCAUCACCUCUGCCUUCACCACCUCCAUCACUCAGAUGUACGUCACCGUCGGCCUCGUCACAGGCCUGGGUUACAGCUUCACCUUCCUGCCCACCGUCACCAUCCUCUCCCUGUACUUCAGCAGGCGCCGCUCCCUCGUCACCUCCGUCACCUCCACCGGGGAGUGCUUCUCCCUCUUCGCUUUAGCACCAGCCCUCAGUGCGCUGAAGCAGCGGGUCGGCUGGCGGAACUGCAUGAUCGUUAUCGGGCUCCUCCAGGCCUCUGUGAUUGGCUUCGGAGCUCUGCUGCGACCGAUCAUCAUCCAGCCUGGAGCGUCUAAACAGGAACGGGAGGCGGGAAGUUCGGCGUCUCCUCUGGAGUUGGAGCUGGAGAACGAGAUCACGUGCACGUCGGUGAAAUCUGUGGACUCCGGGGUCCAGUCCCUCUCCUCCGAUGAGCAGAACCCGGACGCUAACAGGGAGGAGGAGGAGGAGCGGGCGUGGCCCUGCACUCCUCUUAAACAGGCGGAGAGUAAAGGGGAGGAGCUGGACGUCGGCGCGCCGGCCGAACAGCGCCUCCUGGUGUUUUCGUUACUGAAGGACCUGGGCUUUGUCUGCUACUCUCUGUUCGGACUCUUCGCCACGCUGGGCUUUUUCGCCCCGCAGCUGUACGUGAUCGAGCUGAGCGUGGCGUACGGCGUGCCGCGGGACAGAGCCACCUACAUGCUCUCCGUCAUGGCGGGGGCCGAGAUCUUCGGCCGCCUGUCCGUCGGCUGGCUGAUGAACCGCGUGCCGAUCCGUAAGAUCUACAUCCUGCUGAUCUGCACCGCGCUGCUGAGCCUGGUGCUGGCGCUCUUCCCGGCCGUCUCGGGGCGGUUCUGGGCGCUGGCCGCCUGCUGCGCCGCCUGCGGCUUUCUGUUCGGCACCGUGGGCUCCACCCACAUCCCCAUGCUGGCCGAGGACGACGUGCUGGGCGUGGACAGGAUGACCAUGGGAGCCGGGGUUUACGUCUUCGUACAGAGCUUCGCUGGCCUCGCCGGUCCUCCGAUCGCAGGCGUACUGGUGGACCGGACUCAGGAUUACGGCGCGGCGUUUUACUCCAGCGCCGCCGGCGUGUGUGUCGGCACCGUGUUUCUCUCGCUGGUGCGACCGGCUAAAACCGGUUUCAGCCGCUGCAGGAGGGAGCGGGCGGAGGUCACGCCCGACGACUUCCUGGAGGCGGACCUCGCCGUGGAGGGCGGCGACACGUCCAGGGACUCGAGAGGGCGGCAGAUAGACGAGCACGUAAACAAACACACGCACAUGCUGAAUAAACUCUGACCUCCACCGGCCCCCCCCAAAGAUCCGUGCCGUGUUCAUUAUUAUUAUUAUUAUUAUUAUUAUUAUUAUUAUUAUUAUUAUUAUUUAGUUUUUUUCUGUCAUGGGUUCAGUCUCGUUUGAUGGCGCCUCAUUCCACAGAUGCUGCACCGUGGACAAAUAUGUGGACACUGGACUUUGGGAUCACGUGGGAAUCUGUGCCCGUUCACCACACCGUCAGUGUUCCAGCUCAUCCCAGACUGACUUUGUGCUUGAUUUUGUAUUCCUGUUAGUUAUGGGUGUGGCUGAAAGACCUGAAGUCGGUAUUUAGAAGUCAUGUCCACGUACUUUUGGAUCUUAUUUAUUUAUUUAUCAGUAGGCUGAUCAGGUUUUUAUUAGCGUGAUGAACGUUUCGCCAUAUCGCUCACCUGGUAUUGAACGUCUCGGAGAGAUGGCGUAUUGUUUUAUUCAUCGUCGUUUACACCAGGGUGCGUUUGCAAAACAUUUGGGUGCCGUAACAGUCUCGCACCCUCGGAUGGCGGUGCUGCUACCGGCCCGGUUGGGCGUUCGUGUCUGACCGAUGGACGAGUACAGAGAGUGUAGUGUGUUCCUCCAUACGUGUUACAGCUCUCUGUAGAGAUCCAGCUCUAUACAUCUACACCAUACAUCCAGAAGUAUCUCAACAUCAAAGCCUCUACGUCUCUCGGAAAGCCUUCUACAAGAUUCUGGACUGUGUCUGUGAGAAUUUCAGGCCAAAAAAGCAACGAUGUGGUGUGGUUAAGGUCAGGUGUUUGUUUGGCGCUCACUCUGAGCACAGAAGAAAGCCUUCCCCAAACUGUUGCCACGAAGCAUUAACUAUUUUAGAUUACAAAAUAUUUCACUGUUGUGAUUUUUGUUGGUUGUUGUUAUUUUUGCACACGUUAGCAACGAAUGUGUCUGAACACUUAAACAAAAAACACCCGAACUUGAUGAUCAGAUGAUCAGAAGGGGUGUCCACAUACUUUUGGUCAGGCAGUGUAUUCGGUAGCUAAGCCUGCAUGUAGAACAACAGGAUGAAGCGCUCCAGGCUGACGUGUUUACGUUCCUCCUGCCAGUCUCAGCAGCUUUACUGCUCUCAAAUGCAAACAUGACGGACUCCCGCUGAAUAUCCGGUGUACAUCAGAACGGCCGGACGUGUUUACAGGAGCAGUUCGGGGGGCCAAACGUUUAGGACCAGCAGUGAGAAUGCUUCUGUGUUUUUAAAGCUCAGACUGUCCUGGACGUUCCUCCACAGUCACCUUCCUGUGACCUCUAAACCCCAUCCAGUGUUUAUAGGCCGGAAUAACCUGGACAGGAACAUAGCCGCUCAUGUCUGGGUUGACGCCCAGGCGGCUGAUGGCGCCGCUGAGAUUCGAACCCGGAUCUACGAGGCGGCGCUUUGCUUAUUACGUGAUUUGUAGUGAAACAACAUUGUGUUAAUGAGAGACAUUGCAAAACAGAAGCAUGUACACGGGUGUCCUCAUACUUUUGGCCUUUAUGUUUAGCAGGUUGAAGAAAAAUGUGGUGUAUGUUUAAUUUCACUGAAUUAUUAUUAUUAUCAUUAUUUUAUUAUUAUUAUUAUUAUUGAUGAUACAUUUAAUGUAAAGAUGAAACAGCAUGUGCUGGUAGCUGUUCUUUUAUUGAUCAUCGUUCACAAUAUUAUCACGAUAUUUUUCUGAUCAUUCUGUCUGCUGGUAUGUGCGGCGUAAGGUCCCGCUCACCCCCCCGUCUCUGUCCUGUUCUAGGCACGGAGUUAGAACAGUGUGAGUGGGAUUUGUGCUGAUAAGUGUUUUCACACCUGUACAGUCCGGUUCAGUCCGACUCGGGUCCGUUUCCCCACUCGGUGCGAUUCGUUUGGGUGGAUGUGGACCGAAACGACCUCAGUGAGACCCUUCCAGUCCCAAACCAACUCUAGAAUGGAUCGUUAACCCAACAACCAGCAUGUGGUGGUAUCUUCUCAAUAUGAGCUGCUUCUGCUGCUCGUUGGUCCAAAACACCAAACACUUCCUGACCAUCAGCUUUUCUGUGUGAAAAGAAAUGAACCGAGGUUACAGAACUCACCGACUGACCAGAGCGGACCAGAGCGAACUGACUGUAGGUGUGAAAACUCCCGUCAUCAUUCUGUAUCGCUACCGCUCUAAACGAGCCCUGCUGUAAAAUCUCCGUAUUUAUUUUUAUAUUUAAUCUUCCAGGUUUUAUUUCUUAUCUGACUUGAACACAGACCGUAAGAUCCACAGCCCUGCGCACCGGUGCCAUCGAUCAGAGUUGAAGCGUGGCGCAUGUUCACUCCCUUCAAGACUUGAACACCGUUUUUAUAAUUGUGUUGUGUCUAAUUUAUUCUGAUUCUUUUUGUAAUGAAACCAAAUCAGCAUGUAAAAAAACGUGCAACUGCUGUACUGCCAUUAUUUCUAUUUAAAUAAUACAAAUAAAUCAUUCAUUCACUCAC
This is a messenger RNA of Trichomycterus rosablanca, 4399 nucleotides long. It is a transcript of the gene slc16a6b, whose product is annotated as solute carrier family 16 member 6b. The coding region runs from base 343 to 1959 and encodes 538 amino acids. The record is from RefSeq and is a predicted model, not a curated record. Gene Ontology annotation, cellular component: plasma membrane. Gene Ontology annotation, molecular function: monocarboxylic acid transmembrane transporter activity. The transcript is spliced from 6 exons. Gene Ontology annotation, biological process: transmembrane transport; monocarboxylic acid transport. Lineage: Eukaryota; Metazoa; Chordata; Actinopteri; Siluriformes; Trichomycteridae.